This is a messenger RNA of Aedes albopictus (Asian tiger mosquito), 1114 nucleotides long. RefSeq lists its product as uncharacterized. Gene Ontology annotation, molecular function: glutathione peroxidase activity. The transcript is spliced from 4 exons. NCBI's taxonomy places the organism in Eukaryota, Metazoa, Arthropoda, Insecta, Diptera, Culicidae. Gene Ontology annotation, biological process: response to oxidative stress. The record is from RefSeq and is a predicted model, not a curated record. Bases 261 to 920 code for a protein of 219 amino acids.
UGAAAUUGUGAAUCGCCUACGCUACAAUUUUCUCUUUAUCGCUCAGUUUGUAAGCAUUCUCAUCUCAGUAGGGGAGCAAACAUAUUAUCAACUUGACCAGUGACUAGGCAUAUCGCAUAUCGCCACUAAAUAUUAGUAAACUGAAUAUUAUUCCAGCUGCAAACAUUUAGAAUCAGUGGAAGAAUUCAGUAGCGAAGUGGAAGAGAGUGAAAGCAGUGGAUUGGAAUAAUCGGACUUAGGUACCAAAACUAGCUAUCAGGAUGUUCCUGUUGCGUCUCCUGUCUCGUCCGGCCGCUGCAUCUAACAGGACAGCCGCAUUUGGCCUUUUCGGAACGGCCAUGGUGGCAAUAAAUUUGCUCUCAACAUCGAGUGUUCUGGCAUGCCCUUCGUCCCAAAGCAAACAACCACUGAAAACGGAAGCUGGCACCACACCUGCCUCGGUGUACGACUUCAGCGCAGUGGACAUCGAUGGCAACAAGGUGGAUUUCGAACGUUACCGGGGCCACGUGCUCAUCAUCGUCAACGUGGCGUCCAAAUGUGGCUACACCAGCGGUCACUACAAGGAACUGAACGAACUGUACGAGGAAUACGGUGAAACGGAAGGCCUUCGCAUCUUGGCGUUCCCGUGCAACCAGUUUGGCAACCAGGAACCGGGUACCAACGAGGAGAUCAAACACUUCGCCCGGGACCAGAAGGGAGCCAAGUUCGACCUGUUCUCGAAGAUCUACGUCAACGGAGACGAAGCGCAUCCGCUGUGGCAGUUCCUGAAGCAGCGCCAGGGCGGUACACUGUUCGAUGCCAUCAAGUGGAACUUCACCAAGUUCAUCGUGGACAAGAAGGGGCAACCGGUGGAACGGCACGGACCGCAGACCAGCCCGCUGCAGUUGCGGGAUAAUUUGAAGAAGUACUUCGCCCAGUAACGUGUUGAGAGCUGCCAUUUCACGCGAGAACCACUUUUUAUGACUUGUUUUUUUUUCAUACUCGUAACACGGGUGAACACAAUUUAAAAUUCAACGUAGUUCAUCCUCCAGAUAAAUAAAUGAUUUCCUGGUAUUAUGCUAUGUUAUGUAACAUUCAAUAUAAUAAACCAAGCAUUUGAGACGGUUUUCACAUA